This is a messenger RNA of Erinaceus europaeus (western European hedgehog), 929 nucleotides long. It is a transcript of the gene MEA1, whose product is annotated as male-enhanced antigen 1. Bases 148 to 678 code for a protein of 176 amino acids. NCBI's taxonomy places the organism in Eukaryota, Metazoa, Chordata, Mammalia, Eulipotyphla, Erinaceidae. Gene Ontology annotation, biological process: spermatogenesis. The transcript is spliced from 4 exons. The record is from RefSeq and is a predicted model, not a curated record.
UUUGGCUGUGGGCUCGGAGCGGGUGAGGCGCGCGGACAGACCAGCGCCGAGAAUCUCUGAGGGCGGGUGGGGGACGCCACAGCUGGGGCCAUUUCAGGGGAGAACCCCUAGGGGCCCGAAGGGCGCUUGCCAAGCGCCCCUGCCCGGAUGGCAGCAGUAGUUCUAGGUGGAGACACCAUGGGCCCUGAGCGUAUCUUCCCCAAUCAAACUGAGGACCUAGGACCACACCUGGGCUCCACAGAAGGCACUGGGGAUUGGAGUAGUGAGGAACCUGAGGAAGAUUCGCAGGAGGAAACAGGGCCAGGCCCAGCCGGCUACUCCUACCAGCCCCUGAACCAAGAUCCUGAACAAGAGGAGGUAGAACUGGCACCCGUGGGGGAUGGCGAGGACGUGGUCGCUGACAUCCAGGAUCGCAUCCAGGCUCUGGGGCUUCAUUUGCCAGACCCGCCUUUAGAAAGUGAGGAUGAAGAUGAGGAGGAGGGUGCUACAGCCUUGAACCACCACAGCUCCAUUCCCAUGGACCCAGAACAUGUAGAGCUGGUGAAGCGGACGAUGGCUGGAGUAAGCUUGCCUGCGCCAGGGGUUCCUGCUUGGGCUCAGGAGCUAUCAGAUGCCCAGUGGGAAGAUGUGGUACAGAAGGCCCUCCAGGCCCGGCAGGCAUCCCCUGCCUGGAAGUGACCACCCUGAGAGCUGCCGUAUCUCCCUGCAUUCCAGGCCAGAGCCAGCCCAGGAGUGAACAUGUACAUCCCUGGGUGUUACACCCAUCUCCACCCUUCCUAUCUCCCUUCCCACAUCAAGGCAAAUCAGACUUCUUCUCAGAGACCCACUUUAUUCAGUUCUGUACAUAUGGGGACAUUGGCCCUAGCCCAGCCCACCUUAGCAUGUAUCACUCUGAAGAGAAUAAAGCACCCUAUGUACAAAGCCAAAAA